AUGGAGAGCUACAACCUAGUCAGCAACUACAAUGACAUUACAAUUACCAAAGAGAUUUCCUUGACUCUAGCGGCAUUGUAUUUAGAGAUAAUGUUUUCCAUGACAGCCCAAAUGCUUCUAUACGCCGUUCCACCGCGAGUUCAGCUCUCCCCUACCGUAAGAAUAGACGUACGCUACUUUUCCCUAACAACAUUUAUAAGCAAUGGGUUUAUCGCAAAGCUAAUCUACGGAGUUUUGAUGACUGAAGGACUCCUACAAAGAAACCUUAUGCAGGUUAUUGCUUGUACUCUAACCCAGUUUGUUAUUAUGGGUAUUCGCCUCUGGAUAACCCUAACGCUAGAUACAGGAUCAGAUGUGCGUUAUGCUGUUUUGGCUUUUAAUAUUGCUGGCAUCGCAUCAGAUGCGCUUAUUAUGUUGUACAUAGUUGCCAAACAGCGAAAGGAGUUCAGUUGGUUCCACUAUAAGACCUUUGGAGCCAACAUUAAACAGAACAACAUGUUUUCAAUUCGCAAACUCCUAACCUUAUCUUUUAAAACCGGAUUCCAGCUGUUUAUGUCGAUCUGGAUUGUGUCAUUUUUGAUUAUGGAUAUUGGAACUUCUCUAAUCAUAGAAACCAUUCUCUAUGUGGCUAUGAUAACAAUCUAUCAAGUUGAUUGCUAUGAGAUUUUCUCGAUCAGGAUCAUUAAUAUUAUACUCAAUAUACUAUUGGCAGUUUAUCUACUAACCCAGAUCAUUUUCUUUCGGGAUAUUGUUCGCCCAGACCCAACAGACAUACAAGAUCCAGAAAUUUAUCCUUAUCUAAUCAUUACAAUCAUACUGCGAAUUGCAGUGCAUUUGGCAUACACCACUCUUCUUAUCACCGAUAUCUUUUCCUUCAACAAAGGCAUCCUUGUUUAUCUGGCCCGAAAACAAAAGAGGAGAAACGCCAUCAGCAGCGAUGAGGCCGAUGCUAAGGAAGAUUCUGAUUCUGGCCAAAUCCAAACGCACACUAGACCUCAACAAUCACUACUCUACGCACUAUUUACUAGGCAAAGUCAGACCCAAAAGGAAUAA
Molecule: messenger RNA, 1053 nt
Organism: Nematocida homosporus
Lineage: Eukaryota; Fungi; Microsporidia
Exons: 1
Coding region: 1-1053 (350 amino acids)
Source: RefSeq, a predicted model, not a curated record